UUCCAAUCCUCUGUGCUACGACGACGUUCCUUUGCUGUUUAACCUGCAAAAAUGACUCGCAAACGCAGGAAUGCAGGACGAGCCAAGAACGGCCGUGGACACGUGAACCCGGUAAGAUGCACAAACUGCGCCCGUUGCGUGCCCAAGGAUAAGGCAAUCAAAAAGUUCGUCAUAAGAAAUAUCGUCGAGGCUGCUGCUGUUCGUGAUAUUACGGACGCUAGCGUCUACUUCUCGUAUCAGCUACCUAAGCUCUACGCUAAAUUGCACUACUGCGUAUCAUGCGCAAUUCACUCUAAAGUUGUACGUAAUAGGUCAAAAGCUGAUAGGCGCAUCAGGACACCCCCAGUGCGUGCUUCCUACAAUAAGGAUAUGCGUCAAGUUCAACCCAACAGAAAGUAAUUUUUACGUGUAAAUUUUACAAAUAAAACGAUAUAAAAAUCUA
Molecule: messenger RNA, 442 nt
Organism: Copidosoma floridanum
Lineage: Eukaryota; Metazoa; Arthropoda; Insecta; Hymenoptera; Encyrtidae
Gene: RpS26
Product: ribosomal protein S26
Biological process (GO): translation
Cellular component (GO): ribosome; cytosolic small ribosomal subunit
Molecular function (GO): structural constituent of ribosome; mRNA binding
Source: RefSeq, a predicted model, not a curated record